CGACUCGCGGUCCACACAAACAAGCCCGAGCACAAUGGCCGACGAAGUGGACUACGACUCGGACUCGAACGCGAUGCAGGAGGACACGGAGCACUCGCGCAGCGCGGCCCGCUCCUUCAAGGGCCGCGGGGCUCGGCUCGGCGGCAUGGUCAGCGACAGCAAGAACUUCAAGCGCGUCGGUGCCAGCGAUACCAAGUCCAAGGUCCUCGGCGAGAAGAGCGUCGAAGGCUACGUGCUCUUUGUGAGCAACGUGCACGAAGAGGCGCAAGAAGAAGACCUCCUCGACGCCUUCCAAGAGGUCGCUGACGUGGCCAACAUCCACCUCAACCUCGACCGCCGGACGGGCUUUGUCAAAGGCUACGCGCUUCUCGAAUUCAAGACGGCGGAGGACGCGGCCGAAGUCAUUGCGGAAAUGAACAACAAGGAGCUUCUCGGCCAGACGAUCAAGGUUGACUGGGCGUUUGUGAAGGAGCAGAGCGGCGGCAACCGCCGUGGUGGUGCCAACCGCAGCCGGCGGCAGUAAACGAAGCGCCCUCUCCGCGCUCAUACCUUUGCAUACUCUUCUUCUAACUCGACCCCGAUAAGCACACCGAACGAUAUGUCGCUACGAGC
This is a messenger RNA of Saprolegnia parasitica CBS 223.65, 612 nucleotides long. RefSeq lists its product as hypothetical. Gene Ontology annotation, biological process: RNA splicing. Lineage: Eukaryota; Oomycota; Saprolegniomycetes; Saprolegniales; Saprolegniaceae. The record is from RefSeq and is a predicted model, not a curated record. Gene Ontology annotation, molecular function: mRNA binding. The transcript has a single exon. The coding region runs from base 35 to 523 and encodes 162 amino acids. Gene Ontology annotation, cellular component: exon-exon junction complex; cytoplasm; nucleus.